Messenger RNA from Paramacrobiotus metropolitanus, 2328 nucleotides. Its product is annotated as thyrotropin-releasing hormone receptor-like. The transcript is spliced from 7 exons. Bases 407 to 1729 code for a protein of 440 amino acids. Gene Ontology annotation, molecular function: thyrotropin-releasing hormone receptor activity. The record is from RefSeq and is a predicted model, not a curated record. Gene Ontology annotation, cellular component: membrane. Gene Ontology annotation, biological process: G protein-coupled receptor signaling pathway. NCBI's taxonomy places the organism in Eukaryota, Metazoa, Tardigrada, Eutardigrada, Parachela, Macrobiotidae.
CAUUCUUAAAAAACCCUUUUGCGGAUAUUAUACGCAAAAGGAUAUCCUAACGUGACAAUCACACACCGGUGUGGCAAAUGCGAAACGUGAUCGGCACAAUGUCGGCCGUCGUGGGUUGGGAGCAGCGGUCCGGCUGAAAUUAGCGCACUGGCGUAAAUUGGGUGUUGUGUUGUGUGGAUUUGGCAAGUGACGAUCGGGACCGGUUGCACUGCGGUCGGUAGUCGACAUCUUGAAUCUUCCCGGAUUUGACCAGUGUUGAUGUUUUUAUCUGUACAUGUUGGAUACAUUUCUUACGUGUUUUUUAAUUCGUCCAAAUUUGAGCAACCUUACGCUGAUUUCUCCGCCAUCAAAGUAAGCUGCUGCACAUACCGGACCGCGAUUGACUGUUAGGUUUGGCCGGAAUAAAAUGGAGCCGCUAGGGAUGCCAGCGGAAUGGACGGAUAAAUUAAUUAUCAACACCACGUUUCCGGCACCGUACGCGCUGUAUUCGGCGGCACUGCUUAACGCCUCAGCAGGCGGCGGUGUGAUGCGGAAUGGGACAUUCUAUCCGGCACCGCGUGCUACCAUGUUUCCGCUGCCCUACCGCAUCAUCGGCACAAUCCUGCACAGUAUUAUAUUCUUCAUUGGAUUCCUGGGCAAUGUUAUGAUUUGUAUUGUGGUCAGGAAGACGCGCAGUCUUCAUACGCCCACAUACUGCUAUCUGGUUUCAUUAGCCGUUGCCGAUAUCUUGGUUGUUUGCUCAGCGAUACCGGAAGCGAUUUUAUCCUACCACCUGUACAGCAAACAGUGGGUCCUGGGCCAUUUCGGCUGCUCACUGAUGGUAUUUACCAAUUUCCUCUCCAUUAACUCGGGAUCGAUCAGCAUCCUGGCCUUUACAGUCGAACGGUACGUAGCCAUCUGUCAUCCCAUGUCCGCUCAAACCGUCUGCACGGUCAGCCGCGCGAGAAAAAUCAUCGUCGGCAUCUGGAUCGUGGUGCUCCUCUACUCCGCACCCUGGCUGGGCCUGGCCGUGACCAAGCCCUUAAUCCUCUUCGACGUGAAAGGCUUGGAAAAAUGCGACUACCGCCUGAAACGCGACUUCUACCUGUCCUUCUUCGUGGCCGACGUGGCCAUCUUCUACUUCCUGCCGUUGGCCGUCUCCGUCAUCCUCUACGUCCGGAUGGGCUGUGUUCUAUACCGCAGUAUCCAGGCGGUCCACAAGACCACGGCCGAUAAGCUGCGCCGCCGCGUAACCAUCCAGGAGGACAUGGACUCCAUGGAGCGGAUGAAAGCCGAUAAGGCCAACAACGCCACCGACGCCUACAUUGAAAACAUGUCUAACGCGGUGCGCUCCCGCAUCCAGGUGGUGAAGAUGUUGGUUGUGGUGGUGGCAUCGUUCGCCAUCUUAUGGCUGCCGUAUCGCGGAUUACUGGUGUAUAACUCCAUCAGCAAAAAACCAUAUAUGGAUAUGUACUACGUACUAUUCGCCAAGACGCUAGUGUACUGCAACAGCGCCAUUAAUCCUUUCCUUUACACCGUGUUAAGCAAGCGCUUUAGGGCCGCUUUAUUCAAGAUUAUAUCGUGUAAACUCGGGAUGAAAAACCAAUCCAUCUUGAAUAAGUCGAUGCGGCCCUCGUUAGGACUACGGCCCAGUACGCUGUACACACAAACACCGAUAACCAGUCGCCGAAUGUACAGGACGCAGACUGAGGCCUGUACUUAUAUGCUUCCGACGGGAACCAAUCUCUAAUACGUCUCAUAUAAUUGUUUUUGUACUUUUGCAAGUAAAGGUGUGUUUCGCUGUGUUAUAUAAAAAAAAGAAUAAAUCAACAACUGACCAAAGGCUAUUACAAAAACGAUUAAUGCAUGCAUUUGUAAAAAACAGUGGGGUAAAUUUAGCGAUACAUUAUGUAGUCAAUUGAGCUCGUCUUGAAUCUGGGGAAGAGUUUCAAAGCAUUGUCUCGAUCAAUGGCCAGUAGAUUCUGGGGUGAUCCUUUUGUCGUACUCGCAACCGACGACGCAACGUACUCAUCCCAGUUUUUCGUCUCUUCUAAUGUUGCAAGCAGUGGAUUGUACGGAAAAUCCGUUGCAAAUAAAAUUCUAUCAGGCUGCGCAAAGUUCGUGAUAGCAUCAAGUGUCAAUGGAUACUUCGAUGUGGCGAUGUCGAAGUACAGCGUCUUUACUUCUUGCAGAACUUGGUCCGGAGUUUUCUUAAGGCGACCUGAACGGUAGAACGAAUUGGUGAUACGCCCAAAAAUGUACGGCAACGUGCCGCCGGCAUGCGAAACGAUGAUCUUCACAUUCGGAAAAUCGCGGAUAACAUUAGACGCUACCAUGUCAAUGAUUGUU